GCACCUGUGAAUGCUUGUUGUAAUGAACCGAGUGCGGCUACAACGCUGUCGGUCCACGGUGACGGUAGAGCGUCAACGUACUGCCGGACUCAGUGAGACAUUUCACUUCGCGAAGCUCUAACGGGCGGCAUUAAGGAUGUUUUCGGAGAUAGUUCCUUGUUUUUUUACUUACACCAAAAACACAAUCGGACAGUUUGUUAAUCCUCUCUUUUAGUUUUUAAAUCGCGAACUAUUGGGUUCUGCACGGGUAGAUGCCAACGGGCUCUGCCUUUUGGGUUUCCUCCCCGGAGCCGUUAUCAGCUCUCUCUCAACUAGGCACGAAGGAGGAAAAUCAUCCCUCUGGUCUGAGGUGAAUAGAUGCAGAUAUUCUCAACGUACUUUCACCAUUCGAAGAGGAUCAGGAGGGGUGAAAGAACGAAAACAUAUCGGAUUUGGACAAAAUUAAUCAUUGUCACCUAUUACCGAAAAAGGGGAUUACUCAAGCACUUCCAACUGUUUGGAUGCGGAUUUUCGGCGCGCUAAUGUCCCAUGUUAACGGCAGCACCCGGGCACAUUUAUGAAUACGAUUUUUUACGCACUGUCUUUUUCAAUUGUUAUUUUUCAUUUUUCUUCUGCGGAUUUUCAAACCUAUCCUUGAACCUCUGUUAGCUUUGAGGCAAAGCUGUGGAGACGUGCGGGGACGAUACUCCUUCACGACAUAGCACCCAAGGAUUCUCUAGUCAUUUUACCCUGACGCCACCUGCCAGAUUCCUUUUCUAAAGACAACCUUCAGAGUAAAUUGUGUAAAAGAUACGGGGGAAAGCAUUUGGAAGCACCAUACAAACGGAUGACAAAGAGCCAGGUGUGUAGCUUGCGUGGGUGUGUGUGAUGUGGAGAGCGGUACUGAGGCUGGGUGGACCCCACUAGACGACCAAACGCCUCCCUCGCCCCUCAACAUGGACUAGAGCCCCCCGCCUCUGGAGAUCAAAGGUGGCUGUGACGAGGGGCAUCCCCGGGAGAGGACCCAUGAGGAGGCAUAGAAGAUGCUCGCAGCAGCCUGGGCACCUCUGCUCUUCUUAGCAAUGUGGGUGAGAAGCUCCAACUGUGGCCCGCUCUCCUUCAGACUAGCUGCUAUCCUGGACGACCCAAUGGAGUGCAGCCGUGGGGAGCGGCUGGCGAUCACUCUGGCCAAGGAACAGAUCAACAGAUCCAGCAACCGGUCCAUCACGGGCAAGCUGGAGGUGGACAUCUUUGAGCUGCUCAGAGACAGCGAGUACGAGACAGGGGAGACCAUGUGCCAGAUCCUCUCCAAAGGAGUGGUGGCAGUUCUGGGCCCCUCUGCCAGCCCAGCUUCCAACUCCAUCAUCAGCAAUAUCUGUGGAGAAAAAGAGGUGCCGUAUGUGAAAGUGGCCCCAGAGGACAUCCUGAAGGUGCAGUUCCCCCGCUUCACCACGCUGGACCUGCGGCCGACCAACACAGACAUCAGCAUGGCCGUGGCCGGCCUCCUCACCUUCUUCAACAGCACCACCGCCUGCCUCAUCUGCGCUCAGGCCGACUGCCUGUUAAACCUGGAGAGGCUACUACGGCAGUUUCUCAUCUCCAAGGAGACGCUGUCGGUGCGCAUGCUGGACGACAGCCAGGACCCCACGCCGCUGCUGAAGGAGAUCCGCGACGACAAGACCGCCACCAUCAUCGUGGACGCCAACGCCACCAUGUCACACAUCAUCCUGGAGAGGGCGUCGGAGCUAGGAAUGCUGUCUGUGUAUUACACCUACAUCUUCACAUCACUGGAGUUCUCCAUGCUUCGGCUGGACGACGUGGUGGACCAGCGUGUCAACAUCCUGGGCUUCUCCGUGUUCAACCACACACACCCAUUCUUCCAGGACUUCCUGCUCAGCCUCAACCGCUCCUGGCAGGAGAACUGCGACCACGCGCCUUUCGCCGGCACCCCGCUCUCCUCAGCGCUGCUGUUUGAUGCGGUGCAUGCGGUGGUGGCGGCGGUGCAGGAGUUGAACCGGAGCCAGAAUGUCGGAGCGACGCAGCUCUCCUGCAAGUCCUCCAAGAUCUGGGAGCACGGCACCAGCCUCAUGAACUACUUGAGGAUGGUAGAACUGGAAGGUCUAACAGGCCACAUCGAGUUCAACAGUAAAGGCCAGCGCUCGAACUACGCCCUGAGAAUCAUGCAGAACUGCAAAGAUGGCCUAAGGCAGAUCGGACAGUGGCAUUCGGAGCAGGGGUUGUCUAUGGAGAGAAAGCUCCCCGCGCUCAAUGUGACAGACACACUCUUCAACACCACGCUUUAUAUCACUACCAUCCUUGAGAAUCCGUAUGUGAUGCUGCGUCCGAACCACCAUGAGCUGGAGGGGAACGACCGCUACGAGGGCUUCUGCGUGGACAUGCUCCGGGAGCUGGCGGAAAUCCUCAAGUUCAAGUACCGCAUCCGGCUGGUGGGUGAUGGCGUCUACGGGGUGUCGGGCGCUAACGGCACCUGGACGGGGAUGGUGGGCGAGCUCAUGACCAGGAAAGCGGACUUGGCUGUUGCUGGACUCACCAUCACUGCUGAGAGGGAGAAGGUCAUUGAUUUCUCCAAGCCCUUCAUGACCUUGGGGAUCAGCAUUAUGUACCGUGUGCACAUAGGACGGAGACCUGGCUAUUUCUCCUUCCUGGACCCUUUCUCCCCUGGGGUUUGGCUGUUCAUGCUGUUGGCCUACCUAGCCGUCAGCUGCAUUCUCUUCCUGGUGGCCAGACUAACUCCGUAUGAGUGGUACAAUCCCCACCCCUGCCUGAAGGGGCGCUGCAGUCUGCUGAUUAACCAGUACUCCCUGGGCAACAGCUUCUGGUUUCCAGUGGGGGGGUUCAUGCAGCAGGGCUCCACCAUCGCCCCCCGAGCCCUCUCCACCCGAUGCGUCAGUGGCGUAUGGUGGGCCUUCACCCUCAUUAUCAUUUCCUCGUACACGGCCAACCUGGCGGCCUUCCUGACCGUGCAGAGGAUGGAGGUGCCCAUCGAGUCGGUGGACGACCUGGCAGACCAGACCGCCAUCGAGUAUGGCACCAUGCACGGAGGCUCCACCAUGACCUUCUUCAGGAACUCACGGUACCAGACGUACCAGCGGAUGUGGAACUUCAUGCACUCCAAGCAGCCCAGUGUGUUUGUGAAGAGCACGGAGGAGGGCAUCGCCCGCGUGCUGAACUCCAACUACGCCUACCUGCUGGAGAGCACCAUGAACGAGUACUAUCGCCAGCGAAACUGCAACCUCACGCAGAUCGGAGGCCUGCUGGACACCAAGGGCUACGGCAUCGGCAUGCCGAUUGGGUCGGUGUACCGGGAUGAGUUUGACCUGGCCAUCCUGAAACUCCAGGAGGAGAACCGUCUAGAGAUCCUGAAGAGGAGGUGGUGGGAGGGAGGCAAGUGUCCUAAGGAGGAGGACCAUCGGGCCAAAGGUCUGGGCAUGGAGAACAUCGGUGGCAUCUUCGUGGUGCUGGUAUGCGGCCUGCUGGUGGCCAUCUUCAUGGCGGUGCUGGAGUUUGUGUGGUUCCUCCGGCACACGCCGGGCACUGAGCUGUCUAUGUGUGAGGAGAUGCUGCGGGAGCUCCAGGGCAUCGUCAUGUGCCGAGACAGCCUACAGCAGCUCCGUCGUCGCCGUGGCUCCAGCAUGCUGAGGCCGCGACCUUUGCCCCUGGACGAGCGGCGGGCACGGGCGGCAGCCGCCAGCCUGAGCAACGGCAAGCUGUGCGCGGGCACAGGGCUGCCGGAGCCCCUCUCACACAGACUGGCGCAGGAGGCCGCCCUGGUGGCCAGGGGGUGCAGCCACAUCCGUAUCUGCCCAGAGUGCAGGAGGUUCCAGGGGCUCCGCGUCAGACCCCCCCCUGGCCCAGGCGUGUCCCCCACACACAGCGAGGAGAGCUUAGAGUGGGAGAAGACCACCAACAGCAGUGAACCUGAAUAACAACACACACUGUCACACACAGAUACAUGUUCACUCAAACACACACACACAGUCACUCACUCACUCACUAACACACAAACGCACACAAACAUGUUUAUAAGCUCUGCCCCAACUGGAAACUGAACUCAACAUGGAGCCGUGGAGUGGAGCGUUAUUUUGUUGUUGUUAUCGUUGCUACAGUGCUGGCUGUUUGAAGCUGGAGGGACUGGACCUCCUGGCGGCUCCGCCGUUAUCUGAGCGCAGCGCAGCGCAGCGCUGUCGGACCCCAGGAGUGCAGGCGUCCUUUGGAUUUAUUCGUUUUGCUACGGCACUCCUGCGUGGGCUAUCUGAAUGAGAGCGCAGCACGGAGCCUGCGGGUGGGAUGUGUGAGCGGAGAGAGGAGGGGAGGCCCCCCCCGGACACGUUCCCCCCCAGACACGCUCCCCCCCCGGACACGCUCCCCCUCUGCCACAGACUCAGAGACCGGCGCACUCUGGAAGGCAUUGUACUAUGCAGUAAAUUUGUUUUUGAUUGUGUCAUUGAUUUAUUUUUAAAUUAUUUUUCCUCUUUUUGUGAUUACAACCUGACUAUUGUUCUUAUUAUAUCCCCACUUUGAUUGAGAGAUUUAUAUUGGAGUUUUGUCUUUUUGUUUUAUUUUGGGUUUUUUUUGGUCGUGCAGGACUGAGGUCUGAGUCUCUGCUCGAGACAUUGUGUUCAGUUCGCCAUGCUGCACACACUAAGCUGUAAAGACUUCUAGUCCAGUGCCAUCUUCAGAAAUGCUCAUCUAUUUUUUAAAGAAGGCUGAGAUUUUAUGGACUUGCCAAGAGAACGACAAAGAAAACACAAAGACAAAGACACACAGACUUGUUUUUUUUUAAAUGACAAUUGUGAUAUUCUUCAUGAAAAUGUUUUAGAGAUAUUCUGAAGGUUGUUGAUGCAUGUCAGAAGGUCUAAGAUGGUGUUGAACGGAUUAUUUGCAAAAAUGGUUUUAAAACGUUUUGCCAUUUUUCUAAGUUUUGCCCUGCAACAUUCUAGUCCGGUCGCGAUGAAAGAACAACACUGCCGUUGUUCCUCUUUCUCAGACGUGCCAAAUUCCUCUCGUUCCUCUCACCGGGCCUUGCCGUAGAUUCACCCCUGUAGAAGCCAGACACACGUGUCUUUGCACAAAGCGGCACAGUAGCUCCCAUGUCAUGAAUAACGCUCCCUAUUUCAGUAUCGCUCAUGGCCAUUACCCCAGCUCUGUACACUCAACUCUUUUAAGCCUGCAGUCGCCAGACCAGCAGUUCUUCAUCCUCCACCUUCCUCUUCUAAGGGAGUCUCAUAGAUGAAGGUAAUCGGUGAGUGGCACGGGAUGACUGCCCAAGGCUAUCUGGGAACAAGGAAGAAACACUGGAUGAUUCAUCCUAGGUCGACCCCUCUGCUCACCGGAGAGGAUGAUCUGCUGUGGUGUUGAAUGGCGAGGCUGAAGUCCUUAAGCUGAGGAGAUGAGAUCUGCUCUGGUGUUGAAUGGCGAGGCUAAAGUCCUUAAGCUAAGCUGAGAUGAGAUGUUUACGUUCAUUGAGGUGUAGGGCUGAUACAGGUAAGAGGCUCUUAAGCUGAGAUGAGAUGUUUACGUUCAUUGAGGUGUAGGGCUGAUAAGUGAGAGGUAAGAUAGGUAAGAGGCUCUUAAGUUCACUCCCAGUUUAGAGCCCUUAGUCUGUACAUGUAAUACAUCUUUUCAUAGGCAACACACACAAGUACAGAAAGGGAAGGGUGUUUCUUGAGAGAGAUUAGUGAACCACUUUUAGGGUUUUUCUUUUUCCCUCUAGAACUUUUCUUCUGUGUGUGUGUGUGUGUGUGUGUGUGUGUGUGUGUGUGUGUGUGUGUGUCCUCUUUACAUAUAUUUUCCCCCAUCUGUGUUCAAAGCCAAGUUUCUGUUGAGAGGCACCAUCUAUCAGCCCCAGUUCCAUCUCUGCUGGGUGUGCGCGCUCUCUAGGUCCCCGCCCAGGCCUUGUGGAGGUUAUUUAUUUUCUUAACGCCUUACAGUAUUCCUCCCACUGACACCCGCAUUACACAGGUGUUCGGCCCGCGUUACACAGGUUUUCGGCCCGCGUUACACAGGUGUUGGGCCCUUGUUACACAGGUGUUGGCCCCGCGUUACACAGGUGUUGGGCCCGCGGUGGAGACAAGGGAAGAUGCAUGGACAGGUAGCUCAUCCACCAAAACAAUCCUACCUGGAGACACAAUGUCAUCUUUUCCUCUCACUUUCCUCAGUUGUCAGACAUAGUCAGCUCAAAUUGAAAAUAUUUGUCUUUCUCUUCAAGUGUUAAUUUUUCAAAGAUUCUGUGUGAUUUCUUUUAUUUCUGGACCCAGAGGACUUCAGUAUUCUAUUUCCAAAUGAUGUGAGUUACAGUAAAUAAAUGAUAGUGUGCUUUGUUC
Clupea harengus (Atlantic herring) is the source of this 6323-nucleotide messenger RNA. It is a transcript of the gene grik4, whose product is annotated as glutamate ionotropic receptor kainate type subunit 4. The record is from RefSeq and is a predicted model, not a curated record. Gene Ontology annotation, biological process: monoatomic ion transport. Gene Ontology annotation, cellular component: membrane. Gene Ontology annotation, molecular function: signaling receptor activity; ligand-gated monoatomic ion channel activity. Lineage: Eukaryota; Metazoa; Chordata; Actinopteri; Clupeiformes; Clupeidae.